UCUCGGUGGAUGUGGCUUCUUCCUCGACGGGGAAUGGGGACAAUGGCUAGCAGCUAGUUUUGGGCAAGAAUGCCAAGCAUAGAUUGCGGUCUAGGUGUUGGCCUACCGGUGCCAAUGCAAUGCCUCUGCAUUCCUCUGUUGAUCCUAUCCUCAUGGGGACAAAAUAUGUCUGCUUUCAAAACCCAAACAAUUUGCCUCCUGGUGGUCGUGGCUCUAUCAAGGCUACAAGGGAAUAUAGAAAAACCCUCAAUGAUCGUUGGCUCUCCUCGGCUAGUGUUAAACCCCUCUUCCCUUCAAAAGGAAAAGAAAAUAAACCCAUACAUCCCCGCCCAUUGAAAUCUAACCCCUAUGCUCCUUCCACCCCUCUGUCAUCGAAUAACCCUAAUAGGGUCGUGCCUAAUCCCGUUGCCGCCCCUCCUUCUGCUUCCCUUUCAAUUGUGAAAAAACCCUUAACUAAGCAGUUUAAUUUGGAUUUGGAGCUACUCCGCCCCCAUUUGGACUUUUAUCAGAACAAAUCUAUUAUUACCCAUUACUUGGGCAAUGGUGUCGCUUUUCCAGAAUUGAAGGAGUGGUGGAAAAUCAGGUUUCACAAUAAGAUUAAAAGGCAAAGCAAGCCUGGGGAUACAAGUAAAUUUAGUGCCCAGCUGGCAGCAUUAGACCUAAGAAUUGUCCACAUAACAGCAGAUGGAAACUGUUUCUUCAGAGCUGUGGCAGAUCAACUGGAAGGUAAUGAAGAAGAGCAUGCAAAGUAUCGUCAUAUGGUGGUAGAAUAUAUCAUGAAAAAUCGUGAAAGCUAUGAACCUUUUGUUGAAGAUGAUGUACCUUUUGAAAAGUACUGUGAGAGUAUGCUAGAAGAUGGGACAUGGGCUGGUCACAUGGAGCUCCAAGCAGCAUCCUUGGUAACCCAGACCAAUAUUUGUAUUCACCGGGUAUUCACAUCAUCUACUUGCUUCAGCUUAUUUCACCCCGAUGGAACAUACACAAUUUUGAUAGAGUAGGUACGCGCACCCUCCAUUU
Molecule: messenger RNA, 1017 nt
Organism: Cryptomeria japonica (Japanese cedar)
Lineage: Eukaryota; Viridiplantae; Streptophyta; Pinopsida; Cupressales; Cupressaceae
Product: OVARIAN TUMOR DOMAIN-containing deubiquitinating enzyme 7
Exons: 5
Coding region: 120-998 (292 amino acids)
Biological process (GO): protein deubiquitination
Molecular function (GO): cysteine-type deubiquitinase activity
Source: RefSeq, a predicted model, not a curated record